GGAACGAAAGGGACAUGCGCGCGCACUUCCUCCACAGCUUCUCUUCGGUCUGUGUUGAUGAUAGCGGCUUCUGCUUCUACACGUGCACUGUUUCCUAUGUGAAUCUCUCUCCUUGGGGUUCUUUCAUAAGCUCAUCCUGCUCUGUCAGAAAAGGUGUAAAGCCAUAGAAACAACCAUGGGGGCUUAUCUGUCGCAACCUAACACAACCAAGACCUCGUCCGAUGGCGGCAACAGCAAAAUGAGUUUCGGGUACUCUGCCAUGCAGGGCUGGCGGGUCUCCAUGGAGGAUGCUCACAACUGUAUUCCAGAGUUUGAUGAGGAGACAGCCAUGUUUUCUGUAUACGAUGGACAUGGAGGAGAAGAGGUGGCUCUGUACUGUUCAAAGUACCUUCCUGAGAUCAUUAAGGAGCAGAAGACCUACAAAGAUGGCAAACUGCAAAAGGCUCUUGAAGACGCCUUCUUGGCCAUUGACAAAAGAAUAACCACAGAGGAUGUCAUCAAAGAGCUGGUCCAGAUUGCUGGAAGGCCAACUGAGGAGCCGCCUGUUGAAAAGGUGGCAGAGGAGGACGACUUGGAGAAUGAGGAGGCUGCCCUGCUCCAUGAGGAGGCCACCAUGACCAUAGAGGAGCUGCUGGUCCGCUACGGCCAGAAUCUCAAUGCUGUCAAGCAUGCGAGUGCCAUCAGUGCGGCUGCUAAGAAAGCAGCCAGCGCACAAGCUGAAAGCUCCGGAGAGAAAGAAGAAGGUGGGAAAGCUCAGAAGAAAGAGGGGUUGAAUGGAGAGGUGGAGGAGGGGAGCAAUGGGAAAGGGAAGGGAGGUGAAGGAUCAGCAUGUGGGUCCAAGCUGAGAGCCUGUCGGAGAGCAGGGACAAGUGAAGGCAGCACUGCAGCAGCCGCCUGUGGAGGCUCCGGAAGCUCAAACGGAGCAGAAAAGGCCGGUAAAGCAGAGGGAGAUGCUGGCCCCUCGUGCUCCUCUCUGUCCUCAAAGGCCGCAGGAGACUCCAAGUCCAGGUUCUUUGAUGACAGCGAGGAGUCUGAGGAGGGAGAAGAGGAGGAGGGCAGUGAUGAAGAAGACGGCAGUGAAGAGGAGGAGGGUGACAGCAGCGAGCUGGAAGAGGAAGAGGAUACAGAGGAGGGAGAGGAAGACUCUGAAGAUGAAGAAGAAGAAGAGGAGAUGUGUCUACCUGGAAUGGAUGGCAAAGAGGAGCCUGGCUCAGACAGUGGAACCACGGCUGUCGUUGCGCUCAUCAGAGGAAAACAGCUGAUCGUGGCCAACGCUGGAGACUCCCGCUGUGUGGUGUCUGAGCGAGGCAAAGCUGUGGACAUGUCAUACGACCACAAACCAGAGGACGAGGUGGAAUUGGCUCGCAUCAAAAACGCUGGAGGGAAGGUGACCAUGGAUGGACGGGUCAACGGUGGACUGAACCUGUCCAGAGCUAUCGGUGACCACUUCUAUAAGAGGAACAAAGCUCUGCUGCCAGAGGAGCAGAUGAUCUCUGCCAUGCCAGACGUCAAAGUGUUGACACUUAACGAGGACCACGACUUCAUGGUUAUCGCCUGCGACGGUAUCUGGAACGUGUUGAGCAGUCAGGAAGUGGUGGACUUCAUCAGCGAGAGGAUCAAACCAGACCAGAGUGGCAAAGUCAGAGCCCUCUCAUCCAUAGUGGAUGAGCUGCUGGACCACUGUUUGGCCCCCGACACAUCUGGAGACGGGACAGGAUGUGACAACAUGACCUGCAUCAUCAUUACCCUCCGGCCACAUCCCUCACCUGCUCAGUCCGACGACACAAAGAAGAGGAAGCAGCCCGAGAAGACAGAAGGGACUGAGCCGGAGGAGAAUGGAAACGACAGCAAAAAGGCUAAAAGUGACUAAAUGCGAAGAGAAACUGUAACUGAGAGAGCAGCUUGUCCCUGGCUACCCAUGACACACCAGACACAUUCUCCUCAACUAAAUCCUGACCUCACAAAAACAUCAAACCACCCUGAAACAGAAAUGACAAACGCUACAUGCAGUAGCUCUAUGAAUUGGCUGAAGUAACAUCAUCAAUGUAGUUUUGCCCUCUGUUCAUGGUGAAUUCUUUCUUUAAUCCCCUUCCGUAGUUUCUGUUGUUUGCUCUUGUUGGAUAAAAGCUGGACUUGCUGUACUACUUCAGUGGAGGCAGACUCACUGGCAUGCUGAGUAGCUUCUCAUUUUCAAUCUAAAUGAGGGAAGAUGCAGAGCGAAGCUGCCUGCAGAGAUUAGUGUAUAUUUCUAAACAUGUUGGAGACAUCUCUCCACAUUCAGACGAUCUGCUCAAGUUAAAAACAUUUUUACCACGUGACGGUGUCACUUUCUUUUAUCCGCUGAGAUUUAAGAAUAGCUCUUGUAGAGACCUGUGUCUGAUUGCUGUUCACAGUUUACAGUGUGACAUGCAUAACUGCAGAAUUACAAUAUAAAUGUGUGUUUCGCUUCCAUUAUGAGACUUGCGCUAUGCCCCAUGUGGCGACCCGAAAUUACAAAGCUAUCAUUGCGUCCUAUCAAAGUGCCAUUAAGACCAUGAAUUCCUCUUGAAGGCAAGGCUUAAUGUCCUCCGAUUCGGUGAGCCCAGGAAAUGGACCCGGCAUGUCUGCAGAUAAAGAGGCAUUGCUUAAAGCUGCUAAAGGAGAUGGGUUGAGAGGAUGUUGGUGUCCUUUGUGAGAUGCAGUGAGAAUGUAAGUGCUAAUCCAAUUUUUCAUUGGUUCCCUGUUUCAGGUUCCUCUCUUAAUUUUGACAUCACACCAUCAAUUUGUGCGUGGUCGGGUCAGUGUGCGUGAGUCACAGUUUGGACUCCAGCAAGGGGAACUAAAGGAUUUGGAUGACUUGUCUGGCUGUCCUAGUUUUCCACACUUUUUUUGUUUCUCCCCAUUAACAUUCGUUCAAACCUGAGGAUAUUUCUUCAGUCUUUAUGGUCACCUUCAUCCUGUCUUUUAUUUUCCAUUCCUGCUUUAUGUCUCGUCUUGAUCAAAAACAUUUCCAGAGAAAAGAUGCCCAGGUUUUGGAGCUAGCUUUGUUUCAGCUGUAAAUUGUGACAACAAGAAUUGUGAGCGUGAGGUAGUGAAAAAGACCUGGACCGAUCCUCGACAUGCAGCUCAUGUCCAGACCUUUUAAUCUUCCUCCAUUAACGCUACCUGUCUGUCCUCCUUUUUCCAUCGUAACACCUUUUAAAGAUCACCAUAGGACAUGUGUUUUAAGUAAAAAAAACAAAAACAAAAGUAAUUCCACUCAAAAGCAUAUUUUUCCAUUUCUGAUGAAUUCAUUUUUUGCAGUUUUUAUAAAAAAAAAAUUGCGAGCACACUCUGAAAACACCCUGAGGUUGGACAGUGGGGAGGAUGCAUACGGUUAUUUUUGAGUGGAAAUACAUUUUGACUUUGAGAGCACCAAGACAGUGUAACUGUGUAGAAGAUUUGUUUUCUUUAUUUACAGAAGCUUCAUUUAAACCACGUUGUGUGACUGUAAGUUUGUCUAGUGUACUAUUUUGUCACCAUGCCCUUUUUUCUGUACAUAGUUUUUUCAAUACUUGUAAUUUGAAGAAAAAGAAAAAAGCUUUUUCUUUGUAAUUGUGAGUCGACGUGACAUUUUUGGUGCAUACUCUUUUGACACCAGUAUGUAAGUACAUACAAAUACAUUUUUUUAAAUAAUGAG
Molecule: messenger RNA, 3658 nt
Organism: Notolabrus celidotus (New Zealand spotty)
Lineage: Eukaryota; Metazoa; Chordata; Actinopteri; Labriformes; Labridae
Gene: ppm1g
Product: protein phosphatase, Mg2+/Mn2+ dependent, 1G
Exons: 13
Coding region: 176-1870 (564 amino acids)
Biological process (GO): protein dephosphorylation
Cellular component (GO): nucleoplasm
Molecular function (GO): cation binding; protein serine/threonine phosphatase activity
Source: RefSeq, a predicted model, not a curated record